This is a messenger RNA of Thermothielavioides terrestris NRRL 8126, 1335 nucleotides long. RefSeq lists its product as uncharacterized. Bases 211 to 1134 code for a protein of 307 amino acids. Gene Ontology annotation, cellular component: cytosol. Gene Ontology annotation, molecular function: 4 iron, 4 sulfur cluster binding; ATP-dependent FeS chaperone activity; ATP binding. The record is from RefSeq and is a predicted model, not a curated record. Gene Ontology annotation, biological process: iron-sulfur cluster assembly. Lineage: Eukaryota; Fungi; Ascomycota; Sordariomycetes; Sordariales; Chaetomiaceae. The transcript has 2 exons.
CCCACCUGCUGAUAAAGCACGCCGAUUCAGGCCGAUGGAGGGGCCAAUUGCUUUGCUUUGGAGGCAAUUUCACCGCAAACGAAAGGUCCGCCGGCUUGCCUAAAGGGAGAAUGGAGUCCAAGUCCUUUCAACCACCCUGAGAAAAAGUCGGUGGUUUUCCAAACCCACUCAACCGGUUCAGUCAGGCGUCGCGCCUCGCGCAACGUUGCCAUGUCGCUCUCCAAGAUCAAGCACAUUGUCCUGGUGCUCUCGGGCAAAGGAGGCGUCGGAAAAUCCUCUGUGACAACACAGCUGGCGCUGUCGCUCUCCCUGGCCGGCCACGCCGUCGGCGUCCUCGACGUCGAUCUCACCGGGCCCUCCAUCCCGCGCAUGUUUGCGAUCGAAGAUGCGAAAGUGACCCAAGCCCCCGGCGGAUGGCUGCCCAUCACCGUGCACGAAGCAGACCCUGGGGCAGGCGUUGGUUCGCUGCGCGUGAUGAGCCUCGGGUUCCUGCUGCCCCGUCGCGGCGAUGCCGUGGUGUGGCGCGGGCCCAAGAAGACGGCCAUGGUCAGGCAGUUCCUCUCGGACGUGUUUUGGGACGAGCUCGACUAUCUUCUGAUCGACACGCCUCCCGGAACGAGCGACGAGCACAUAUCCCUGGUUGAGACGCUUUUGCAGAAGACGACCCCAGAGCAGCUUGCCGGCGCCGUCGUGGUUACGACACCCCAGGCCGUGGCGACUGCCGAUGUCAGAAAGGAGCUCAACUUCUGCGCUAAGACCGGCAUCCGCGUGCUCGGGGUAGUGGAGAACAUGAGCGGGUUUGUGUGCCCGAACUGCAGCGAAUGCACAAACAUUUUCUCGAGCGGCGGCGGGGAAGUCAUGGCCAACGACUUCAACGUCCGGUUUUUGGGUCGCGUGCCUAUCGACCCCCAGUUUCUGGUGCUGAUCGAGACAGGGAGGAGGCCGAGAAACCCCGAGGGGACCACAGUCAACGGGCACAAUAUUUCCACACCGGCCGGGGCACCAGCAGACGACCAAGAAACCAGAGAUUCGGCGCUGUUGGUGCAAAAAUACAAGGAUUGCUCACUUGCCUCGAUAUUCCACGCCAUCACCGCCGACGUCGUGGCCGCCGUACAGCAGGCCCAAGGCAGCUAGAGCACGAGCAAGAGUCAUCAAGCGAAGGCAUCAGGCCACAGAGCUGACCCUGCGCUGCUGGACUGUAGGCAGGUUUCGGCUGCCUUCAAAUGCCCUGCUGAUCACCGAGUGCCAGCGCCAUCGCCUGGCGAGCCCAGCAAGCCGCCUGAGGGAUCAGGGGACGGCCUAAGUCUCCGGCAAAGGAAACAAGUCGCUGGUGCC